ACUCAGCUGAUCCGGGUGGUGCGCUUGGGGAGGGCCUGGGCUUGGGCUGACGUCACUGCUCCUUGACGUGUGGAGGGCUAGAUGAGACAUUGAAGUCGCUGCCUGCUGCCUUCGGCCUGCAGCCGGGUAAGACUAUGAAUUGUGGCGUUUCUUAAAUGAAGCAUUCAGGAGUGAAGUGAAAGAAAGCCAUAACAUAUGGGAAAUAAAAAUCUCUUAAGUAAUGUCCAUUCAUUUGACUUUAGAUAUAUGUAUUUAUCUCCUUAGUUAUGCAAGAAGCCUUUGUGAGAAACAGAAGCAAGCAACUGUAUCUCUUAUGCACACCUAAGUAUUAUUGGAAGAUAAGCUGUAUCAGUCAGCAAAUAAGUUUCCAUACAAGCAAAACAAGAUAUAAAUGUACCAAAAGUCACACAUUUGUUUGUAGUAAACACUAUUGUAAUCCAUGCAACCAUGAUUUACACAUUGGAGUUUUAAAACUUAACACUUCUGCACCCAAGGGACUAACAAAAGUCAACAUUCAUAUGUCCCGUAUUAAAAACACCUUGGACUCUAUUUCAAAAGCUGUCUUUGGCAAUCAGAAUGAAAUGUUUUCACGUUUCUCUAAACUCAAACCAGGAAUAUUGAGGAAAAAAUCAGAAGAUGACACAUUAAGCCAGAAAAGUGUUAAACAAGCGUCUGGCACCAACACUCUGAAUGAUUCCAGUGGCGAUAAAAUAAAGAGCCCUUUUCCAGAAGGCAAAACCUCAGACCCUUCUUUGGAAAGCCCAGCAAAAAUCGACCCAGUUUUAGAGAAAGGUCUAGAAGACAAUAAACAAAACAUUUGUUAUACAAACUAUAUAAUUACAAAAUUUGAAGAAUCAUUACACUUUUUAUCAAGUCAUAUAAAUUCAUACUUUACAAAUAUGACUGAAAGAAAUGAAAAUAACCGUGUGCAGCAGGAUACAGAGAUAAAAGUGGGAAAGAGUGAAGAUGAAAUUAGACACAGUCCUCCCAAGGAAGUAGUUCAACUUAAAGAGAAGGGGACGGAUUCACAAUUUCUUUCAGCUGCUGUAGGUCACCCUGAGGAGCUCACUGGGACAUCUGAUGCUCUUCCAGUUUCUGUUAAACAGAGCUUUGCCAACUUUCUUGCACGACCUACUGACAGGGUACAAGCGCUUGUGGGUGGUUACAUUGUCGGACUUGUACCCAAAUUAAAGGCUGAUUCAAAACAUCAUUCGGAAGAAUUUCAGGGGGGCGACCCAGCUGAGGAGGCUCACAAGAAAGAAAAACAAGAUGAAGAGAAAAGACGCUUAUAUCUUCAGCGAGAAAAGAUUAUUGAAAGGGUGAGUAUAGAUAAUAGAACCCGGGCUUUAGUUCAAGCAUUAAGAAGAACGACUGACCAUAAACUCUGUAUUACCAGGAUCGAAGAAAUAACUUUUCAUCUUCUAGCAUUUCCUGAAGCAAAAGCACUAGCUGUCAAGGAAAAACUUGUUCCAUACUUACUACGACUAAGACAAGUUAAGGAUGAAGCUCUUCAAGCCACUAUUAGGGAAAAUUUGGCUUUAAUCGGCUAUACAGAUCCAGUGAAAGGAAGAGGAAUUCGUAUUCUCACUAUCGAUGGUGGAGGAAUAAGAGGUAUGGUUGCUCUUCAGAGUCUUCGAAAAAUAGUUGAACUUACUCAACAACCAAUUCAUCAACUUUUCGAUUAUAUUUGUGGUGUAAGCACAGGUGCCAUAUUAGCUUUCAUGUUGGGAUUAUUUCAUUUGCAACUGGAUGAAUGUGAGGAACUUUAUCGAAAGUUAGGAACAGAUGUAUUUACCCAGAAUCUUAUUGUUGGAACAGUCAAAAUGGGGUGGAGCCAUGCAUUUUAUAACAGUGAAACCUGGGAAAGAAUACUUAAGGAUAGAAUGGGAUCUGAUCUAAUGAUUGAAACAGCAAGAAAUUCCAAAUCUCCUAAGGUGGCAGCAGUAAGUACUCUUGUAAACAGAGGAGUAACACCAAAAGCAUUUGUGUUCAGAAACUAUGGUCAUUUUCCUGGAGUCACUUCACACUAUUUAGGAGGAUGUCAUCACAAAAUAUGGCAAGCUAUUCGAGCAUCAUCUGCUGCACCUGGUUACUUUGCAGAAUGUGUAUUAGGAAAUGACCUUCAUCAAGAUGGAGGUUUGCUUCUGAAUAAUCCUACAGGUUUAGCAAUGCAUGAGUGUAAGUGUCUUUGGCCAGAUACCCCAUUCCAAUGUAUAGUAUCCUUGGGCACUGGGCGUUAUGAAGGUGAUGUGAGGAACAAUUUAACAUCGACAAGCCUGAGAAGUAAACUGUCAACUGUUAUCAGCAGUGCUACUGAUACAGAAGAAGUCCAUGUAAUGCUUGAUGGCUUUUUACCUCCUGAUACUUAUUUUAGAAUCAACCCUGUAAUGCAUGAAAACAUACCUCUGGAUGAAAGUCGAAAUGAAAAACUUGACUUCUUACAGUUGGAAGGGAUUCAAUAUUUAGAGCGAAAUGAAGAAAAAAUGAAAAAACUUGCAAAAAUAUUAACCCAAGAAAAAACAACUCUACAGAAACUUUCUGAUUGGCUGAAAUUAAAAUCAGAUAUGUAUGAAGGUCUUCCAUUUAUAUCUAAAUUGUGAAAAAAAAUUGCAUGCACCAUCUUAAGUGUGAAAGCUAUUCUAAAAGAGCUACUCAGUUCUAUGAAAAAUUGAUGCAUAUAGGCAUACACAUAAACUCUAUGAUAACUGUAGAAUGUGCUGGAAAAAAAACUGCCCAGACCAGCAUGAAAAGUUCAGAAUUUAUAUUGGAAUUAGGUUUUUAUGAUGUUAAUAAUUAUAUAAGCUUUAGGAACUUACCUGUUGUACUACUUGGUUUUAGUAAACACAGUGCUGUUUUUGUUAUUGUGAAGUUUUGAGGUAUGUUAAUAUUUGUGCCAAACAAGACACUGGAAAUUAUUCAAAUGCUGUAUUUUUCCUUUAAGGUACCAUAAUCAUGUUGAAUUUAUUUGAACAUUGUGUUGUGGGGUUUUUUUUCUUAGUGGAAAAUCAAAAUUUUUCUUAAGAAUCUAUUCUAGCACAUUUUUACAUUUCCAGUUUAAUAAUCUCUUAAUGGAUGUAUUAAAAUGGACAUUUAGUUAGAGUCCUUUCACAAAAAAUAAAAUAACUUUUAAAUACAUAAUUUUAUCACUUAAAAUUUACUUCCAUCAUCAGGGAGUUUGGUUCAAGAAACAUAUCACCAGUUUACCAGUACUUUUCUGAGAUUUCAACAUACUAGUGGUAUGCUAUCUUUUCUAGAUCAACUCUAGCUUUAGCCCUUCAUUGUUUGAGAAUUAAUCCUUUGAAUUCAUUGAAGAAAAUAUUCCUAUCAAAAUAACAAAAUUAAUUCCUGAAGUAAUCUGUUCCAGAAAGGCUGAUGUUAUUUUUUCAGUGUUAGCAAUGUUUAAAUGUUUUGUAGGAGUUGAACUGAUUGAAUGUUUCAAAGAAAGACAGAAUUCACAUCAGCUAUUAAAUGAAUAAUAACAUUGAUGUAGCACUUUUAAGAUGUGCAAAGCUUGCAUGCGUUAUUUCCAAAAAACCUCAAACAGCCUUUUGAGAUAGCUAGUAUGUCUUCAUUUUAGAGAUAAAGAAAUUGGAUCUCUGGAAUAUUGUGAAUGAUAAGUAGUCAAUAUCAGAGGUAGGAUUUGACCCAAGUCCAGAUUUUACCCGGAAUCAAUGAUACAGCUGACUGAAAUUUAAGAUAUCUUUAUUGCUGAUCAAAAACAUUUCUGUUUUUCUCUUUCUCAAAAUUUGCCUUGGAAGCGUUACAUUGGUUUGGAAAGCAUGCCCCAGAGAAAAUUCAGGAAGGGUAACUUGAUUGUUCUACUUAGCUGCAUGUGGAGCCCCAGGCCACCUCCUGAAUUUCACUGGUGUUUUGUGUAGCCUGCUGGGCCACUUUCACCGGACCAUGACAAUAAUCUUAAGCAAAACAGACCCUAACACUUUCAAAGUGAACAGCACUUAAAUAAAGUUGGUGGUGUGUACUUCCUUUGGCCAGGAUCCACAUCUCUUUCACUUUCCUGCAAACUAUCAAAGUGAUAAUGUAAUAUUUGUUUAGAGAGAGAGAGAGAGAGUUCAGCUCAGUACAACCAGGAGCCUCUUAAUUGUACCUGAUUUCAUUUCCCAACAGCUCUGUUAAUCUAUUAAGUUCAUCACCAUACUGUUUGAGGCAGAGACUAGAAAACCUUGUCAGCCAUGCUUUAAGGGAAAUUUGUCCAUGUAACAGAAGUUGGACUAGAUGACUGCUAGGAUUUUGAGGGCAAAUGGUGCUAAAUUAUCAACAUAGAUUGCUUUUGGGGAAAUAAUUCAAGGAUUUAUGUACCAGAAUACCUAUGAAAAAUAGAGAACUGUUGAAGGUCAGGUAAUAAUGGCAUAUUCAAUGAAUGUCAGCAAAUACCAUGUCAGGUAUUAUUUUUGUUAGCUAAAAGCAUUUAUCUUCCCUACUACAGUCUUUACCCUCCCCUCCCAAACAGGUGUAAAUUAUAUAUUUUUGAUUUCAUUAUCUUUCCCAAAAAACAUGCCUCUCCGUCUACCUCCUCUCCAUUGAUGGCAUUAUCUUCCUCCCAAGUUGCACAGGCUGGCCAAAGUAAAACCUCAGUCAUCUUUGGAAGCAGCUGGUACUGUGGAAAAAGUACUGACUCUAGAGUCAAAGAAUUUGUCUCUGAUGUUUGGUAUCUGUGUGAACCUGGACAAAUCAGUUAGCCUCCUGUACCUCAGUUUUCUUAUCUGUUUAAGAAAAAAAAAAGGAAGGCAUUGUACUAGAUGAUGUCUGAGGUCCCUUCCAGCUCUAGGUGUAUGGUCCCAUGACUACCUAUUCCCUCACUUGGUACCCCCAUCCAAUUUGGCAUAAGGCCCUCAUCUUGAUUCUCCUUUCACAUCUCUUGCAUGUGUCCCUUUCUCUCUGCUCAUAUUGCUACCACUUCAGCUCAAUUCCUCAUCACCUCAUAUCUAUUCUACUGUAUCCUCUGUUUUAUGUAUUCUAAUCUUUCACACAGAUACUAAAAUUAAUUACCCUAUAACAAAAUUCAAAUGUCUUGCCCUGGCAUUUUAUGGUUCUCAUCAAUACGGCUCCAGCCUACCCUUCCAACCUUCCAUGAGGUACUCCAUAUUCCAGCCAAAUCUUUACCUGAUCCCAGCUCAUCUCAUUGCAUCCUCAGGAGGCUUAGAAUGCACUACCUUCUCAUUGCUGCCUUGUAAAAUACUCUUCUUUCACGACUCAGCUGAGGUGCCUUCUCCUCUGUGAUGUGCCUUGCUGAGAAUGUCCUCUCCUUCCUAAAAUUUUUCUACAGGACUUUUGCCUACUUCUCUCCACAUCUGUAUCGCACACUACUUUAUGUUCAGUUUAUGUGUAUGAAUGUGUCUUAGUUCCUCCAGUGGCCAAGAAUAUACUGGAUACUGAUAGGGUCUGUGUCAUUUUUUUCACCUUUAUAUUAUUCACAGGGCCAUAUACACAACUUAAUAAAUUUUAAAUUGAAUUCUA
Messenger RNA from Vombatus ursinus (common wombat), 5475 nucleotides. It is a transcript of the gene PNPLA8, whose product is annotated as patatin like phospholipase domain containing 8. Gene Ontology annotation, biological process: arachidonate metabolic process. NCBI's taxonomy places the organism in Eukaryota, Metazoa, Chordata, Mammalia, Diprotodontia, Vombatidae. The transcript is spliced from 10 exons. Gene Ontology annotation, cellular component: membrane. The record is from RefSeq and is a predicted model, not a curated record. The coding region runs from base 267 to 2600 and encodes 777 amino acids.